UUCACGGAACUUCAACUUCCUUUUUAGUUAUGCCGGGUCUGAUGAAACUACCGUUCAAAUCGAAGGCUCUUUAGCAGAGUGAGUGAACCUAAAAGUCACUGGAUACGACAUGGCUUCAUCAAACGUGUGCCCAACUGACGAUGCAAUUCAAGCAUUCCUAGAAUACUUGGUUUACCCAAUGCUGCCUGCAAAAUCAUCUGUUCGAGAUAAUCCCACAUCAUCCCAACAGCAGUCAGUUGCAAACCAGGUGCAUUCUGUUGUGUUGCUGUAUAAUUAUUACUACAGAAGACAGCACCCAGAGCUAAAAUUUUUACCUUUUGAUGAAUUUUGCAAAUUGGCUGUUGUUCUGAAGCCAACUUUGUUAGCAUAUAUGAAUUUCAUGCAACAAUGUGGUGAAACUGAACUCAAUGACGUGGAGAAACAACUUUCUGUAGUAGAGAAAAUGAUCAUGGAUGCAUGUGAUAUAUGUAUGUGUUUGGAUGCGGCAAAAACUGUUCCUAAUAUAGAGGGAUGGCCCAUUGCAAAAGUUACAGUCCUUUUAAUAGACUGUAAGAAGGAGAAAUGCUUUUUGCUUUAUAAUUCCAUCACUAAGGGAGUUUGGUCCGUGAUUGAAAAAGAUGUUGACUUUUCCAGCCAAAGUUAUGAAGAUACGAAGGGAGCAAAAUAUACAUUAAAAAAGAAAAGAGUUAUUAGAAAGAAUACAAAAGACAAAUUGAAUGUCGAUGAAGCUGGACUUUUGCAAAUUGGCUAUUCUGCUGUCAAGGAAGCUGUAGGUAUUGACCAGACAAAUGUUAUGCUCUUGGAAAGCCACACUCUGUACUCUCACAGCAAAGAGAAGACAGCUUCCUUCUUCUUGAUCAUGCAGUGCUCCCAUUUGAUCAAUCAGGAGGUUAUUCAGGUUCCUAUCAAAGAUGUAAUUGAUAGCUUGCAGGGCCCUUUGAUCACGAAGAGUACUAGCAGUUGGACGGUCACCCCAGCUGUAGAGCACUUCCAUUUGCUUCCUUAUUCUAAAAUAAUCUUAGAGUGGCUUUCUAGAGGAACAUUCUCGAAUGGUUUGCAAGAUUCAAGGACGACAGAGAAGAUUAUGAUGGGGGGCAGUCCUAGAAUGACAGAAUCUUGUGCAAUUGAGGAUAUGUCUAUUGGUCUUGAUAACAGGCCAAGCAGAAACAAUACUGAAUUGCUGAAACAGGAAGAAAAUAAUCAAGACUGUGAAGACUGUGAAGGCAUACCCUCUCAUUGUAAUAGGGAGCUCCAAAGCAUGGAUGUCGAAAAUUGUUCGCUUGUUCCAUUUCAAGAGAAAGAAAAAUGUCAGAAAGAAAAAUGUCAGUAUUUUGCCGAUAUCGUACAGACUCAAGAAACAAAAAAUUCAUCUGUGCAAAAUUAUCCAUUGGGCUAUACCAGUGCUCCCAAGGUUGUGACGACUAUGACACAUAUCACUGAAGAGGAAACCAACGGUCUUGCCACAUGUAACAAGAUUUUCAUCAACACUUCAUCAAUAGAAGACACGAAGGAUCGGUGUGCUCUGGUUACAAGUCAGUCCAAUACUAACAAUUUUGAUCACGAGAAGUUCCAAAAAUUUUUAGCUUUGAAGGGAGAGAUACUGUCACAAACUUCCCUUAAAGUUCUUACUCGGAGGAGGAAUGAGCUGGCCCUCCAGCAACGAAAGAUAGAAGAUGAGAUUGCUCUGUGCAAUAAAAAAAUUGAGACAAUAUUAACUGUAGGUGGGGAGGGUGCUUUGGAGUUAAAGAUAGAAUCCAUCAUAGAAGGCUGCAACAAUGAGCAUGGAAUGACAUCUCAAAAUCUUGAGGACCAUUGCUCUCCACCAUGUAUCAAGAGGAAAAGAUUGUCAGAGGCUGUCCUCAUUAUGCAAAGUGCAUGCCAGGAACUAGAUGGUAUAUGUCACGAAAAUAAUUGGAUCCUGCCAACUUAUCGGGUAUCAACGUUGGAUGGUGGUUUCGAAGCUAAUGUAACUGUUAGAGGAACGGACUUUGAGUGUUCAUGUGGGGGUAACCUGUGUCUAAAUCCUCGUGAAGCAAGAGAAUCGGCCGCUACUCAGAUGUUGGCCGAGUUAAGAAGUAUGGCGAAAUCAACCCAAAACUAGUUUUGGUUGUCUCUGUUGGAAUCAUAGACAUGGCAUAUUUGAGUCGUCUUUUGCGGGUGAUCACAGCCUUUACGAUGCUCUGAAAUGGAACUGCCUCUGAUCUCAGUGUGUAACUGGGACUUCUUGACAAAAUCAACCAACAUUAGUGUAAUGGAUCUGAGUUAAUUGCUUUAUCGGCACACUAAACGCUGAUUAGACUACAAGGUAAUGGAAUCGACAUCUGUUUAUCCCUUCGUCAAUUUUUAUCUUCCCGAGCAAAAA
Messenger RNA from Neltuma alba, 2362 nucleotides. RefSeq lists its product as uncharacterized. Bases 110 to 2101 code for a protein of 663 amino acids. Lineage: Eukaryota; Viridiplantae; Streptophyta; Magnoliopsida; Fabales; Fabaceae. The transcript is spliced from 11 exons. The record is from RefSeq and is a predicted model, not a curated record.